ACCCGCUCGGAGCUCCCUUCGUCGGCUCUCGUACCGACGGGUUCUCAGUGUACAGUUCUCGCAGUGUGCUUUUUUCUACUGGUGCAUUUAUCAUCGAGAUUUUAUUUUUGUUGAGCGUCUGCGUUUGGUUCGGAUUAUACUGUGGUGAAGGUCAAUUGAGCUUUCUUUAUAUCGAUCUGGUAUCGUUGAGUGUGACCAAUAUAUAAGAAGGCUAGUGCGGAAUAGUGUGCCGCAAGGCGGGAAAGUGGAGCAGCAGCAGCAGCAGCAGCAGCAGCAGCAGCAGCAGUUGGAGUGGAUGGAGAACAUGACCAUCACGUGAGCGUCGCCGCCGCGUCAAGUUUGAGAGUUCAGAGAUCUCGACGUGCGAGUAAGUGAUCGAGAGGCAAAGAAGACAAGGAAACGAGGCCGAUUUCGGCCUUUGAUAAGCUUGCCGAUAUGGAGACCGAGGAGCUAACCAAACUCGUCGAUGACAUCUACAAGAACAUACUGGACAAAUUCAACCCUGGAGCCAGACAGCUAAUCAACGCUGGAAAAGCCUACCUGAAGGCGUUACACGGUGCCGCAGCCGCCUCGAAGGUUUACGUCGAUGCUCUGUCCAAACUCGCCAGGCAGGCGCAACUCGGUACCUGGGGUGGCUCCCAAGAUGUUGGAUCCGCCUUGAUGAGGAUCGUCGAGGUAUACAAGCAGAUUCAAGAGCAGGAGACAAACAUUCUUAAAGCAUUCUACGUGGAUUUGCUGGUGCCGCUGGAAACGAAUCUAGAGAAGGACACAAAGGUUGUUCAGAGCGAGCAAAAGAAAUUUUUGCAACAGCACAAGACGCGUAGCGAGACGUAUAGCAAGGCCGCCGCGACGAUGAAGAAGCAGCGCAAGAAGUCGCGAGGUGCAAGCAAGAGCGGCCUCGCCAUGGACAAGGAGCUCAAGAACAUGCAGAUCCUCGAGGAAGAGAAAUCCAAACUCGACGCCUUCUGCGAGCAGAGCCUCAAAAAUGCGAUGACGCAAGAGAGGAGGAGGUAUGGCUUUGUGCUGGAGCGACAAUGCUCACUUGCAAAACAUUAUGCGAGCUUCCACGAAGUCGCCUUGGCGGCAUUACAUCCAUCAGUGGACGAGUGGCGCGAGGUAGCCAACACUCGUGAGUACCUGCCCCAAGCCGUCGAAGAUAUGUUCGCUUCUCGACUCAGACAAGUAUCAUUCUGGCCAGAAGACGAGGAGAACGGCGGCUCGGAAUUGACGAUGAGCUCACAGCUGCGCAAGACCCGUAGCAUGGAUAGCUCGUGCCUAGAGCUCAGGCUGGGACCAGUCCAGAGUCAGUCGACCAGUGCUGGACUUCACAGCCACGCUAACAACAAUACGAACAGUCACUCGCAGGCUGCACUGUCGCGCGCUAGAUCUGAGGUCAACAUACACUCCUCUACGCUCUCGCUGGGACCUGAGGUGCCGGACACCCCGCCACGACCACGAUCCAUGGCGCCGGUGAGCCGCAACAGCGGUGGCAUAAGUGCCGGUUUGAUCGCUGGCGGCUGGGCGGAAGCGCCUCUCGCCCGAGCUCUCUUUGCCUACCUCAGCUCCGGCGAGAAUCAGCUCAGCUUCCACGAGGGUGAUCUCAUUGCGCUCAUGGGCGAUCGACAAAAGGGUUGGCAGUUCGGCGAGAAUCUGCGCACUCAAUGCUCCGGAUGGUUCCCCUUGGCUUACACUGAAAUUAUCAUCGACGAAGCACUAGGCAGCUCGAGCAAAGGUCCAGACUUGAAGGGGAUGCCACCUAGUAAGCCGCCUCCAUCCCGACCACCAAUACCCAACAACGAUGAGAAUAGUGGCGGCAGUAAUAACAACAACGGGGAGAGUAACGGACACGCUAAUCACAAUGGCACUACGUCCAAUGGUAGCACUGCCAUAACUAAUAGCGUCGCCAAAAGCAGCAGCUCACACAAUAUCGCUAAUCCGUCCAAUCGACAAAGCAAAAUCCGUCCAACUGGAACGUUGCCGACGUUGCUAGCGGGUGGCGUUGGAACCGGACGACGAGUGCAGCCACCGGUGCCACCAGUGCCGCCGCCCCAAGCAGUUACCUCGUUGCACAGUAGCAACGACAGUGGUUUCUCCAAUGAACCACCCGUCCAGCCGGACAUCGAUUACAGCGACGAUGAGGCCAUGAGACUAAGACGACGCAAGGCAGCAGACCGACCCACCAAGCAGUCCAAACACAAGUCAAGCAACAGCAAGGAGGAGGUUAAGAUCAAGAGCUCGUCCGAAAACAAGGACUGGGAGAACGACUCGUGGAAAACAAUUCCACGUGAUGAAAAAUCUUGGCACAUCUAUCGUAGCAGUAUGACGGAGUAUUGGUCCGAUGCCAGUGCCACCGUCAACAAAAACGAAAACGCAAAGUCCGAAGAACGUAGAAACAUGCGCAACUCCGAAAAUGAUUCAGCUGGACCUACUAAGAAGGAGCGAAAGCAGCAACAGCAACAACAACAAGAGAAUAAUUUGAAGAACGAGUACGAGAAUACAAGAUCGGUGGCUAGAAUUUCAAACUCAGAUAGAAAUGGUGGCAAAUUUUCAUCCAGCGAAGAUCAUGGCAACACAAAUAGAGGAUAUAACCGUCGAUCUGAUAGAGAGGAGGAAAGGUCAAGACACGAAAGACGUGAAAUUGAAACAGAGGAUGACGAGAUAGAAGUGGAAGUAGACGUCGAGGAGGAAGAAGAUGAGAGCUACAAUGUGAGCAUUGAGUAUCGUUCAGAGAAAUAUGAAAAUAAAAAGUAUUAUGACAAUCAUAACAAUGACAAUUACAGUCGAGAUAACGAUUCCAAAUACGAUAAUGAGAAAACCAGUGAUUCAUCGCCAUCGCAAUCAUCAGAAUCAGACGACGAAACCAUUCCGGAAACUGGUAGAAAAGUUGAACAAAUAGCCCAGAAACUUGAACAGACAGCUCAAAAGUACGCAAAAGAGCAUAGUCCAACCAAAUUUAUUGAGAGGCGCAGCAUAGAUUACAACAAAAGUACUCUCGAGCGAACACGGGAUGAUUCUAAGCCAUCUACAGCCGCAUACGAGAAAUAUGAACGAGAAACGCGCAACAAGAGAGCCGUUCAGCGAUCAAACGAACGCGAGCGUGAUCGUUAUACCGAUAAAUCUUUAGCCUCCUCUCGUCAGUCUACUUUGUCAUUUGAUCGAGAUAGAUACGAAAAGGAUUCAGAAAGAAAGCGCAAUGCUGAACGUACCAAUAAUCGUAGUUUCGAGAGACCACGACCACCAUCACAAGAAGCACCGGAAAGACCACCUGACCAGUCCCGCUACCGUGAUCGCAGAUUCUACAAAGAAGACAUUUAUGGAGAUUCAUCAACUAUGGGAUUUUCAAAUGAAUCACUGCUAGUGGAUAAAGAUAGAGGAUAUGAGUCCAAUUUCGAGACUAAAUUAGAGAGGAGUAAAAUCCUCGAGCGGCACGGGUAUCCAAAGACCUCACAUUCGCGCGACACCAGUAUCGAUAGAAAUGAUAAUAAUAACAAUAAUCUAAAGAAUGAUAUGAAACCUAUAUUGCCAAGGCAAAGCACAGCCAUGGGGCAUUUGAUUCAAACUGGUCGUACUUUUGACAUAGAAAAUAAAAGUCCUAAAUUGGUGAAGAGAACCAAGAGCUUUUGGAGAUUCCGCAGAGAUUCCGAAGUACUCGAAGGUAUGGCUUUAUGGCAACACAGAUCUCUCGUCGAUAUCCCGAAAAUGUUGACAAAAGAUGCGAAAGACGAGAGAUCCAAGUCACGUGAUGAGUCCAGAAAAUCCAGUUCUGAAGGCAGCCCAGACCCAUCUCAUCGUAGUCUCGAACGCAAAAAUAGCGACUCUACCAUAACUAACGAACGAAUCAAUGGGCUUGAGCAGACCCUUCCGGACGAGCCUAAACCAGCUGAAAGAAUGCACUUAUCAGACAAAACAAAUGUUGACUACUUCGAUGACCCUCCGACACCAGCAGAGAGACCUAAAAUGAGCGACCGAAAAGAGUACCGAUCAUCCAGAAACCACGAGGCACAAAGAUCAUACUUCGUCGGCAACGUAUCCAGAAAAGCUAUCUUGGAAAAUGAGAGAAAACGCAGUAUGGAAGCCAAGAGAAGUAUGAUCGUUGCUGAACUAAAAGAGAGCAGCCAAGUUAAAAGAAAUGAUCGUAGAAAGAAGACUUACGGCGACGACGAUGACGGUCUGAUGAUUCAUCAUCAGCAAUACACAGAAACUGAAGCAUCUGAUGAAGAGUCAACUUACAGCUGUAUAAUUGUGAAAGAUCAAGCAGUUGCGGAGAAAACGUUGUUACCCAGAACCAAGCUCAGACGAGAUAGCGAGAGAGGAGACCGAAAUAAGAAGACUUACGGACCUUGGUACGACCUGUGGGGCGUCGAUCAGUCCGUCAUCAAGAAGAAGAAAAAGAAACAGCAGUGAACAUUGUCCCGUUAUUGUUAGAUUUUUUAGUUUUUACUUUAUUUCUUUAGUUUUUAUACGUAUGUUUUUUAAGACUUUUGUCAUUCCAUUUUGUUUGUAACUCUCAUCACAUAUAUAAUACAUUUUUAUUUUUUUAUAGCUUCAAUUCAUCAAACUCUGUUCGAAACUAUACAUAUGUAUGUGUUGUAUUGCCUGUUUUAGCCCAGUCGUUUCGUUUAGUUGUUAGGCGAAGUGAUUAUCAACAUAAUGGUUUUAAGUUUGGUUUUUGUAUUCGUGGUUAUGUUGUUUGUAUCUUGUAAAAUAUAUGCAAUAAAUAUAUAUGUAUAGAAGAUAUAUAACAAAACAAAUGGGUUAAGUUUACAAAUUGCCUCGUCUAUCUCUAU
Molecule: messenger RNA, 4787 nt
Organism: Phymastichus coffea
Lineage: Eukaryota; Metazoa; Arthropoda; Insecta; Hymenoptera; Eulophidae
Gene: IRSp53
Product: trichohyalin
Exons: 14
Coding region: 436-4404 (1322 amino acids)
Biological process (GO): actin crosslink formation; actin filament bundle assembly; plasma membrane organization
Cellular component (GO): cytosol; nucleoplasm
Molecular function (GO): protein binding
Source: RefSeq, a predicted model, not a curated record